Molecule: messenger RNA, 2731 nt
Organism: Drosophila willistoni
Lineage: Eukaryota; Metazoa; Arthropoda; Insecta; Diptera; Drosophilidae
Product: zinc finger protein 540
Exons: 1
Coding region: 100-2454 (784 amino acids)
Biological process (GO): regulation of transcription by RNA polymerase II
Cellular component (GO): nucleus
Molecular function (GO): DNA-binding transcription activator activity, RNA polymerase II-specific; zinc ion binding; RNA polymerase II cis-regulatory region sequence-specific DNA binding
Source: RefSeq, a predicted model, not a curated record
GUAUCGCUAUUAAUAUCGAAAUUAGUAACUUUCGUUUUUCUCUUGACAAAAAUAAAACUAAUAAACUGUCAAAGUUUUUACAAUUAAAACAUAUUUAGAAUGGAACCGAAACGUGGUGAAUACUCCAUACACAGCGUCUGUCGCACUUGCCUGGCCACAUUGGAGAAUGUGAUGGCUUACGAUCUGUUCCUUACACCAGGAUUGGCCAAGAAGCUGUGUAUCUGCACUUCAUUGUCGGUGGAGUCACAGGAUGGUUUCCCAAAGAAUCUCUGCAUCAAUUGCUUUACCAAGUUAAACGAUUUGAAUGACUUCCAGAAAAUGUGCGUCGAUUCGGUUCAGAAGUUCCAGGAAAUGGUCGCUAGCCAGGCAUUUACAACCGGAGGUCCUGAGUUCGAUGUCCCACCUGACGAUCCGGAAGAAGACAUGAAUUUUGAUCCCUUGCUGCAUUCGAAAGUGGAGACCAUGGACAAUGAGGAGGAGGUUAUUAAAAUGCUUGAAAAGGUAGACAAAGAACCAGAGGACAAGGAGGAAUAUGAUGCAUUUGCCGAUGAAGAUGACGAUCAGGAUGAUGACUUUGCGGCGGAUAGUGGUAAUGAUUAUCAUGAUGAUGAUGAUGAUCAUGAUAGCAGCGAUGAUGACCUUCCAUUGGCGCAAAGAACAAAGCGAAGCAAAAAAGAUAUUAAAAUGCCAAAAAAGGCAACAAAAAAACAAAACAAGUCUAAGAAGGAGCCCUCAGAGAAAGGCGAGGAAGAAGAGGAGGAGGAGGAGGAGGUUGACAAUGCAUCUUCCUCUGACACCGAAUCAAACAAUGCUACUACUAAAGUUAAGCCCAAACGCAAGAGGAUUCCAGCCGAUGAGCGUCAUUUGCAUCGUCUAAUCGAUUGCCACAUUUGUCAUCAGAAGUUCAAGAAGGCCUCCUGUUACGAGGAGCACAUGAAACAUCAUAACGAUCUCUUACCCUUCCAGUGUACGGUCGAGUCAUGCCGCAAGGGAUUCACCACAGCCAAUGGCCUCAAAGUUCACAUAGAGCAUGCCCACACCGAGGAAUCCAAAAUGCAUCGAUGUACUGUGGAGGGAUGCAACCGAACCUUUGCUCGUCUAUCUCUACUCAAUGUUCAUCUGAAGCGUACGCACAAAUUGAAAUUACCCCCACGUGAAUUCCCCUGUUCGGACUGCGACAAAAUCUUUCGAUGUCAGACUGCUCUUAAGAAGCAUAUGUAUAAGCAUACGGGAAGGGAAUUGCCAUUUGCCUGUGAGAUCUGUGGCAAGCGAUUCCCCAUUAAUAGCGCUCUAAGAGAUCAUUUACUACGCCAUGCUGGCAUCAAGAAUCAUGUCUGCCCCUAUUGCGGGGUGGGCAAAACCACACGCCAGGAGUGGAACAAUCACAUUCUAACCCAUACCAAAGAAAAGAAAUUCCAAUGCCAACUCUGCGAUCAUGCUUCGACCAACAAGCAAGCUCUUAGCAACCAUGUCAAGGUUGUCCAUAUGAAACGCAAAGAUUUCGCUUGCCAAUAUUGCGGCAAAACCUUUGGCAAAUCCUUUUCCUGUAAAGUCCAUGAGCGUAGUCACACUGGUGAGAAGACUAGCGAAUGUAAGAUUUGCGGCAAGAUCUUUCUGCAGGAGAAGAGCCUUACCAAGCAUUUGAAAACCCACGAAAAACGCGAAUUACCCAAGCCGGGAGAUGGUGCUAGCGAUGAAACCACAGCACAGGCCAAACCUGAACCCAAGAAGAAAGCCUACAAUUCGGGACGCGUUGAGCGGGUAGACAUAUCCCAAUUGGCUGGCACAGCUAUUAAUCCCAUAACCUCUGUCUCUCUACCGUCAUGGUCUCCAGCACAAAGUGGCGACCCGUUUAGCAAAAAGGAAGGCCAACACAUUUGUCCCGAUUGCGGCAAGGGUUUCAAUCACAUUGGCAACAUGAAACUCCAUUACAAAGUGGUCCAUCUGAAGGUCAAAGAUUUCUGUUGUCGCUUCUGUCCCAAGCGUUUUGCGAAGAAGCAUUAUCUCCGCGAACACGAAUACAUUCACACUGGUGAGAGGCCCUAUGAGUGUAAGGUCUGUGGCAAUCGUUUCCGUCAAGAGUGUGUCCUGAAGAUCCACAUGAAAGUCCAUAAUAAGCCACCAAAACCGCCCAAACCACCGGCUAAACCAAAGAGCAACAAGCCGAAAACUGAAAAUCCACCAAAUAAACGCCAACCACCAUUCGAACAAUUCCAAGAUCCAGCUGCUGAGCGUGCCGCAGCCUCGGCCGAGCUAUUGGCCUACCAAAUCGAGGAGAAUGAAUCCAAGCGCAAGGCAGAGUUGGAGCAGCGCAAGAUUCAGGAAGCAGCAGUGGAGCAGCUAAGCAAACUGGAAUUACUACAAACCCCGGUUAAUACCUAUAACAGUUUGUAUGCCCAAAAGUCUGCCGAGGAACGAAGUACAGUUGAUGCCCUCAAAUUGGAUCAUGUGUAAACUGGGCUUCCUAUUAACAGUACUUUUGUAAUUAGAUCUUAGUACGGCGGAUAUUUGAAUAGUUAAAUUAAAUUUACUAUCUCGUUUAAUUAACUUUAUGUGAUUUAAGUAUCUUCGAUGUUUCCAGACAUAUUGAUUAAAUUUCGACUAUUCGAAAAGUCGAAAUAUGCUUAAGGCAGCAACAAAAAAUAAUGGAACUUAAACUUCCUUUGAGUAUUUGUAUUUAAAUCAUUAAAUUCAACAAUAAAAUAACUACAAAUGUGUUGCAAAAUGGAAA